Molecule: messenger RNA, 1080 nt
Organism: Ceratosolen solmsi marchali
Lineage: Eukaryota; Metazoa; Arthropoda; Insecta; Hymenoptera; Agaonidae
Gene: sage
Product: salivary gland-expressed bHLH
Exons: 4
Coding region: 114-992 (292 amino acids)
Biological process (GO): regulation of transcription by RNA polymerase II; mesoderm formation
Cellular component (GO): nucleus
Molecular function (GO): protein dimerization activity; DNA-binding transcription factor activity, RNA polymerase II-specific; RNA polymerase II cis-regulatory region sequence-specific DNA binding
Source: RefSeq, a predicted model, not a curated record
UUGAAGGGAAUAGAUGGAGUCUGUUGUUCAAUCAUAUUCAUAGUUUAUUUGAUUUUAUUAAAAUUUUUUAAAUAAUUUAACCUAUAAUAUAAAAUUUUUGACUUUUUAAAAAUAUGGAAAGAAAUUCUGAGAAAUACCAAAAUCGAUUUUCAAACAAAACCGAGUCUGAACAUGAAAAUAAUGAGGAUCAUUACAAUCAAUCGCCGAUGAUAUUGGAUCUUGAUGAAAAUUCUAAACAGCAACAAAAACUUCAAUUUAAAGAAUCUCCUUUUAGCUCGAUAAAUAACAUUCCAAACUCCAUUCAUCAUUCUUCAGAGUUAACUGAAGAGGAUCUUACUAUUCGUCGACAUAAUUUGCGAAAGCGAUGGCAAGACGCUGCAGCAUUUGAUCAACGUAUUCAUCAAACCACUGAUGUAGUUUCAGUUAUACGUAUAUUGGAGAGCGAAAUUGUUGAAUCCACUUCUCAUUCGGACCUAUUACAAGAAAAAAAUCUAAAAUCCAUACAUCGCGAACCAUCGCAAACAGAAAAGGAUUACAAAAAGUCGGCCUGUGAUCGCGAGCGCACACGGAUGCGCGAUAUGAACCGAGCGUUCGAAUUGCUGCGUUCCAAACUACCUGUCUGCAAACCUCCUGGGAAAAAGCUCUCCAAAAUCGAGUCCCUACGUCAUGCAAUAAUGUACAUCAGGCAUUUACAGAGCCUGCUUGAACCACAGCACAUUUACGGUACGCCUAGCAACGUUGAAAGCAGACAACCGAACCUAGGCCCACCAUCAACUUACCUUGGUCCAACUCCUACUGCUACUCCCUACGUCGAGACUCAGCGACAUCCACGCUGGGAUGACUAUACUUAUUACCGCUACGACUAUCACUCAACUUUUGGAUUAAAUCCAAUAAAUGCCACCUCCCUGCCACCACUCAGACCGAUCCCGAACCUCGAACAUCAGGAACACUUGGAACAACAACAUCAAUGCACUUACAUCUCAAGAUCCUAACAUACGCGAAUCUCUCUAACCUUGAGUGAAUAAAAUAUAUAAUGUCUAUUGAUGAAUAGAUAAUUUAAACUUUCAAAAAUUAAAAGAU